Molecule: messenger RNA, 670 nt
Organism: Malus domestica (apple)
Lineage: Eukaryota; Viridiplantae; Streptophyta; Magnoliopsida; Rosales; Rosaceae
Product: glutaredoxin-C11-like
Source: RefSeq, a predicted model, not a curated record
AAUGAACCCACAGUCCACCAUCCCCAAGCCUCACAAAUCUUACUUAGCUUUCUUCUUUAGAGCUAUCAUCAUUUCCAGUAGCUCACCUGCGUUACUUGUUCUCUAAGGAAACCAAUUAUUAGUACUAAUGGAGACCGUGAGACAGUUGGCUUCAGAGAAGGCUGCUGUGAUCUUCACAAAGAGCUCAUGCUGCAUAUGCCACAGCGUGAAGACGCUUUUCUACGAGCUCGGUGCAAGCCCCGCUAUUCAUGAGCUCGACCGAUACGCCAAUGGUAGGGACAUGGAGUGGGCAUUGAGGAACCUUGGCUGCAAUCCUGCUCUCCCUGCUGUGUUCAUAGGUGGAAAAUAUGUUGGCUCCUCAAAAGAUAUCAUAUCGUACCAUGUCGAUGGAUCUCUAAAACAAAUGCUCAAAGAUGCAAAAGCCAUCUGGUUCUAGCUAGCUAAGCUAGCUAGUAGCUUAUAUUAUCACACAAAAAGAUUAAUCUAUGACCUGUUAAUUAGUCUAGUAGUAUACACAGAAAACAAUCCCAAUACCAUUGCUUAAAGAAAAUGAGUAUUGAGGUUUAAGUUUCCCUUUUUCUUUUACUUUGUAUGUAACUUCCCUGGCUACGUUCUAUAUAUAUGAAAUGAAGUUAGAUCAUAUGAAAAGGAUCCCGGACAGUUCUGAAAA